Messenger RNA from Lathyrus sativus (Indian pea), 1293 nucleotides. The record is from the annotation of a GenBank genome assembly. Lineage: Eukaryota; Viridiplantae; Streptophyta; Magnoliopsida; Fabales; Fabaceae.
AUGAUGAUCUCUUCCGCGCAUACUACACUUUUUGUUGGAGCAUCUCUCAUUCGUCACAGUAAUAAUAGCUUAAGAAGCUUAGCAUUUUGUUUACCUUUCUCAUCUUCCGCUGCUUCUCUCUCUUCUGACAAGCGUUCCAACAAGAAAUGGAGACAACCAGUACUCUCUUCAUUGGAGCUUGGCGGAGUCAAGAUUACCAAACAAGAUGUAGUGAGGGAUGAUCCAACAAACAAUGUUCCAGACAACAUAUUUUCAAAACUUGGAAUGCAGCUUCACAGGAGGGAUCAACACCCCCUUGGGAUACUCAAGAAUGCGAUAUACGAGUAUUUUGACACAAAUUAUUCAAACAAGUUCAAUAAAUUUGACAACCUCUGUCCUAUUGUUUCAUUGAAGCAGAACUUUGAUGAUGUCUUGGUUCCUGAAGAUCAUGUGAGUAGGAGCUAUAAUGAUACAUACUACAUAGACCCUCAAACUGUUUUAAGGUGCCACACAAGUGCUCAUCAGGCAGAAUUAUUGAGAGAUGGAUACACUCAUUUCCUUGUUACCGGGGAUGUUUAUCGAAGGGAUUCAAUUGAUUCUACUCAUUAUCCUGUCUUCCAUCAAAUGGAAGGCUUUCGGGUUUUUGUUCCAGAGGAAUGGGAGGCUUCUGGGAUGGAUGCCACGUCAUUUUCAGCAGCAGACCUAAAGAAAUGCCUUGAGGGUCUAGCACGCCAUUUAUUUGGUGAUGUGGAAAUGCGAUGGGUCGAUACGUAUUUCCCAUUUACUAAUCCAUCAUUUGAACUUGAAAUAUAUUUCAAGGAAAAGUGGUUGGAGGUUUUAGGGUGUGGAGUGACAGAGCAAGAGAUUCUGAAAAGAAAUGGGGUAUCUAAUAAUGUUGCUUGGGCUUUUGGCCUAGGUUUGGAGAGGUUAGCUAUGGUUCUAUUUGACAUACCGGAUAUUCGUCUCUUUUGGUCAAACGAUGAGCGAUUUACCUCCCAGUUCUCCAAGGGCCAGUUAGGGGUCAAAUUUAAGUCAUUUUCAAAGUAUCCUCCUUGUUACAAGGACAUCAGUUUCUGGAUCAAUGAAUCAUUUACUGAAAACAAUUUGUGUGAAGUUGUCAGAGGAGUAGCAGGGGAUCUUGCAGAAGAGGUGCAAUUAAUAGACAACUUCACCAACAAGAAAGGAAUGACCAGCCACUGCUAUAGGAUUGCAUAUAGGUCUAUGGAGCGUUCUCUUACUGAUGAUGAAAUUAACGAUCUGCAGUGGAAAGUAAGAGAACUGGUGCAGAACAAAUUGGAAGUUGUCAUAAGAUGA